Messenger RNA from Caenorhabditis elegans, 2531 nucleotides. RefSeq names its product Procollagen-lysine,2-oxoglutarate 5-dioxygenase (gene let-268). The record is from RefSeq and is marked reviewed. Bases 157 to 2349 code for a protein of 730 amino acids. Gene Ontology annotation, cellular component: endoplasmic reticulum lumen; extracellular region; endoplasmic reticulum membrane. Gene Ontology annotation, molecular function: procollagen-lysine 5-dioxygenase activity; iron ion binding; procollagen glucosyltransferase activity. Gene Ontology annotation, biological process: UDP-glucosylation. The transcript is spliced from 10 exons. Lineage: Eukaryota; Metazoa; Nematoda; Chromadorea; Rhabditida; Rhabditidae.
AUCUCUCGUCCUUCGAUGACCCGUAGCUUCUACAAAAAGUGUAAACUCCUUCACUACCACUAGGACACGUUGCAGUCUGCCAGCUCUUGGAGCAGACUGUUCUGGUCGUUUUGCACGUAUUGUUCGUAUUCUGAUGUUUCAAAUUUUGGUAAAAAAAUGAGGGUUCUCCCUUUUCUACUACCACUAAUACCCGUUCUCCUGGCAACCACAAUAACCGAUUUACCCGAACUGGUUGUAGUCACAGUUGCAACUGAAAAUACAGAUGGGCUUAAACGUCUUCUAGAAUCUGCAAAAGCAUUCGACAUCAAUAUUGAAGUUCUUGGAUUGGGCGAGAAGUGGAAUGGUGGUGACACAAGAAUCGAACAAGGUGGAGGCCAAAAAAUUCGAAUUCUUUCCGAUUGGAUUGAAAAAUACAAAGACGCUUCGGAUACAAUGAUCAUGUUUGUGGAUGCUUAUGAUGUUGUAUUCAAUGCUGAUUCUACAACAAUCCUCAGGAAGUUUUUCGAACAUUACUCUGAAAAGCGUCUUCUAUUCGGAGCUGAGCCAUUCUGCUGGCCAGAUCAGAGUUUGGCACCAGAAUAUCCUAUUGUUGAGUUCGGGAAACGAUUCUUGAAUUCUGGCCUCUUCAUGGGUUACGGUCCGGAAAUGCACAAAAUUCUGAAGUUGAAGUCCGUUGAGGAUAAGGAUGAUGACCAGUUGUACUACACAAUGAUUUAUCUUGAUGAGAAGUUGAGAAAAGAAUUGAAUAUGGAUCUUGAUUCAAUGUCCAAGAUCUUCCAAAACUUGAAUGGAGUUAUUGAAGAUGUUGAACUUCAAUUCAAAGAAGAUGGAACUCCAGAAGCAUAUAAUGCAGCUUAUAACACCAAACCAUUGAUUGUUCAUGGUAACGGUCCUAGCAAAUCCCAUUUGAACUACCUUGGAAAUUAUCUCGGAAACCGUUGGAAUUCACAACUCGGAUGUAGAACUUGUGGGCUUGAAGUGAAAGAAUCUGAAGAAGUGCCACUGAUUGCAUUGAACCUUUUCAUUUCGAAACCUAUUCCAUUCAUUGAAGAAGUUCUACAAAAAAUCGCUGAGUUUGACUAUCCGAAAGAGAAAAUUGCAUUGUAUAUCUACAAUAAUCAGCCAUUUUCAAUUAAGAACAUUCAAGACUUUUUGCAAAAACAUGGGAAGUCAUAUUAUACAAAGAGGGUUAUCAAUGGAGUCACAGAGAUUGGAGACAGAGAAGCUAGGAAUGAAGCAAUAGAAUGGAAUAAAGCACGAAACGUAGAAUUCGCCUUCCUCAUGGACGGAGAUGCCUAUUUCUCCGAACCCAAAGUAAUCAAGGAUCUGAUUCAAUACUCCAAGACCUACGAUGUUGGAAUAAUUGCUCCAAUGAUUGGUCAACCUGGAAAACUCUUCACCAACUUCUGGGGUGCAAUUGCUGCAAAUGGAUACUACGCUAGAAGUGAAGAUUAUAUGGCAAUUGUCAAAGGAAAUAGAGUUGGAUAUUGGAAUGUUCCAUUCAUCACAUCAGCUGUUCUAUUUAACAAGGAAAAGCUUGAAGCCAUGAAAGACGCAUAUAGUUAUAACAAAAACUUGGAUCCAGACAUGUCAAUGUGCAAGUUUGCAAGGGACAAUGGACAUUUCUUGUAUAUCGACAAUGAAAAAUAUUAUGGUUUUUUGAUUGUUAGUGAUGAGUAUGCUGAAACUGUAACAGAAGGAAAAUGGCAUCCCGAAAUGUGGCAGAUUUUUGAGAAUCGAGAGCUUUGGGAGGCUCGUUACAUCCAUCCAGGCUACCAUAAAAUCAUGGAACCUGAACAUGUAGUAGAUCAAGCCUGUCCAGAUGUCUACGAUUUCCCACUGAUGUCUGAGAGAUUCUGUGAAGAGCUUAUUGAAGAAAUGGAAGGAUUUGGACGAUGGAGUGAUGGAAGUAACAACGACAAACGUCUUGCGGGUGGAUAUGAGAAUGUACCAACUCGAGAUAUUCAUAUGAAUCAAGUUGGUUUUGAGAGACAAUGGUUGUACUUUAUGGACACGUAUGUUCGUCCAGUACAAGAGAAGACUUUCAUAGGAUAUUAUCAUCAGCCAGUUGAGUCCAAUAUGAUGUUCGUUGUUCGUUACAAACCUGAAGAGCAACCAUCGCUCCGCCCACAUCAUGAUGCAAGCACUUUCAGUAUUGAUAUUGCACUGAACAAGAAGGGAAGAGACUAUGAAGGUGGAGGUGUACGAUAUAUCAGAUAUAAUUGCACGGUGCCAGCAGAUGAAGUUGGCUAUGCAAUGAUGUUCCCCGGAAGAUUGACACAUCUUCAUGAGGGUCUUGCCACCACAAAGGGUACCAGAUAUAUCAUGGUAUCCUUUAUUAACCCAUAACCUGUUUUUUUUAAGCUUUAAAUGUGUAACUUAAAAUUCGUGUGCUUUAAAUAUUUCUUGUGCCUUUUUCACGGGACGCUGUUGAUUUUUGCCUUACUUUUUAUGUAUUUAAUUUAUUAUAUUUAAUAAAUAUAAUUUUCAUUCAAUGUUUUCUUAAUCGAAAAUGAAUGUUGAUCUCUCAA